AUGACCAGGCCCAUGACAGCUCUAGGCACUCAGGCUCCCAUGAGGGUCAGGCAGCCGAUUUUGGACAUUCUGAGUCAGGAUCUCGCCACCAGCAAUCGUCCACUCGGGCACAGGGCUCCAGGCCAUCGCAGGCCAGGCAGGGACAAUCGUCAUCUGAAUUCAGGCCAGUCAGCAACCGGGGGUCCAGCAUUAGUCAGGACAGUGACAGUGAAGGACUCACAGAAGACUCCGAGAGACAGUAUGGAUCUGGCUCAGGAAACCAACAGGGAUCUGCCCGUGGCCAUGCAGGAGACAGCGCUAGACACUCUGAGUCUCAACAGAGGCACAGAACCAAUCAUGGACAGUCUCAGUCUGGUCACGGACAGUCAGACACUGGGAAAGACAAGGAAGCCGCCACGAGCAGUCAGGAGACAGAGCCAGACACGCAGGGUCACGCUCAAGGACAGCAGGCCACCCGUGGGCAUCCUGACUCUGCCCACCGAGACUCGGGAUCAAGCACUAGGGAAAGACAAGGAAGCCGCCACGAGCAGUCAGGAGACAGAACAAGACACGCAGGGUCACAUCCAAGGACAGCAGGCCACCCGUGGGCAUCCUGACUCUGCCCACCGAGACUCGGGAUCCAGCACUAGGGAAAGACAAGGAAGCCGCCACGAGCAGUCAGGAGACAGAGCCAGACACGCAGGGUCACGUCAAGGACAGCAGGCCACCCGUGGGCAUCCUGACUCUGCCCACCGAGACUCGGGAUCCAGCACUAGGGAAAGACAAGGAAGCCGCCACGAGCAGUCAGGAGACAGAGCCAGACACACAGGGUCACGCCAAGGACAGCAGGCCACCCGUGGGCAGCCUGACUCUGCCCAUGGAGACUCAGAUCUCAGCACCAUAGACAGACAAGGGCGCCACCAUCAGCAGUCACAGGACAGCUCCAGACACUCGCGAACUGGACAUGGAUCUGGUAACAGCAAACACCGGGAAUCCAGUGUCAGUCAGGCCAGCGACAGUGAAGGACAAUCACUAGACUCAGAGACUCAGUCAGGGUCAGUCCAGGAACGGUCCAGGUCCAGUCAGAGGAGACAACGUGGCAGUAGUGCACACGGCAGUUCUGAGCACUCAGCAUCUUAUUUCUACCAGGUAGCCUCCCAAGAACACUUUGAUUCUGCCCACGGACAGUCCCAAUCCAGUACCAGGGGGAGACAAGGACCCCGCCAUGACCAGGCCCAUGACAGCUCUAGGCACUCAGGCUCCCAUGAGGGUCAGGCAGCCGAUUUUGGACAUUCUGAGUCAGGAUCUCGCCACCAGCAAUCGUCCACUCGGGCACAGGGCUCCAGGCCAUCGCAGGCCAGGCAGGGACAAUCGUCAUCUGAAUUCAGGCCAGUCAGCAACCGGGGGUCCAGCAUUAGUCAGGACAGUGACAGUGAAGGACUCACAGAAGACUCCGAGAGACAGUAUGGAUCUGGCUCAGGAAACCAACAGGGAUCUGCCCGUGGCCAUGCAGGAGACAGCGCUAGACACUCUGAGUCUCAACAGAGGCACAGAACCAAUCAUGGACAGUCUCAGUCUGGUCACGGACAGUCAGACACUGGUAUUGGGAGAAGACAGGGAUCUGGUCAUGGGCACUCUCUAGAUACCUCUAGACAUCCAGGGUAUCUUCAGGAUCAGAGAGAAAAUCCUGGGCCGUCUGAUUCAGUGUUUGUUCAGUCUCAGAAUGGUAGUAGAAGUCAUGAUUCCAGCCAUGUGGAAUUCAAGGACUUCUGUGAAUAUUGAGAAGAUUCUGUGGUAUCCAAUAUAACAGAGUAAGAUGCACCCAGGAAUAUAUUGCCUUUCACAUGACAAUUCUCAAUGUUUGGGAUUUUUUCAGUCACAAAUUUUUAAUUAUGAUGAUGAUAAUCUGAUAAGAAAAUAAUCCAAAUUGUAGGAAUAUGAACCCACACAUAACUUUAAAUCAAUUAAUUUCCAAAUAUACUUCCAAAGAAUUUAUCUCAUUUAUUUUAAGUAAGUUACACUCUUUCUUUCCUUGGUGAUAGUUUCAUAUUUCUCAUAUUUAAAUCUUCAGUUAGGAUGGUGAAUGUGCAAAAUCAGUGUCAGUAGUUUUAGAAAACACAGUAUUUGGUGUUGUUAGUUUUCAAGCUUGGAUUUGUCUUUUGAGAGGUUACAUUUUAGAAUCUUUGUAGAUUAGUAUAUUAAUCUUUGUCAAAAAUAUAACAUUGUCAUUCUAGAGGCCAAAGCUGCGAUGUUAAUAUCAGGGGUCGAUCCAUAUUCCUCUACUAUUCUUUAAUGGGACUCUAUAUUAUUGUGGAUUCAUUAAAUCAAAAAACUGAAUUGCAUAAAGCUUCAAAAUAAACAAUUAAGCACAUAC
Molecule: messenger RNA, 2353 nt
Organism: Canis lupus familiaris (dog)
Lineage: Eukaryota; Metazoa; Chordata; Mammalia; Carnivora; Canidae
Product: filaggrin-like
Exons: 2
Coding region: 1-1761 (586 amino acids)
Biological process (GO): establishment of skin barrier
Cellular component (GO): cornified envelope; keratohyalin granule
Molecular function (GO): structural molecule activity
Source: RefSeq, a predicted model, not a curated record